Molecule: messenger RNA, 1538 nt
Organism: Quercus robur (English oak)
Lineage: Eukaryota; Viridiplantae; Streptophyta; Magnoliopsida; Fagales; Fagaceae
Product: jasmonate-induced oxygenase 4-like
Exons: 4
Coding region: 27-1232 (401 amino acids)
Source: RefSeq, a predicted model, not a curated record
UGUAUCCUAGUGUUUUAUGAGUACCAAUGCUGCGUCAUGAGCAUAUCCCUAGAGACAACAUCAAUCAAGACUCUUUUUUUUUUUUGAGAAGAAAUCAAGACUCUUUUAAGUGUUCCUUAAUUAGUUGUAUGUAUAUGGCUGCUUCCAGCAGAGAUAUGGCUGAAUCUCCGCCCCCUCCUAAUAAGGCUACCGAGGAAGAGUUACGGUCAAAGAGUGUCCAAGAACUGGUCAUCAAUGGUGGACAGCCACCAGAUAAUUAUGUUUACAAAAACAGUACAGCGGGAGUGCCUGAUGUUCAUACUCCUAAUUUGAAUGAAAUUCCAGUCAUAGACCUUGGUAACCUCAAAUCUUCGGCAACCACAGUAGAAGAAGAGCUAGAGAAGCUUCGGUCUGCUCUCAGUUCAUGGGGUUGCUUUCAGGCAAUAAAUCAUGGAAUGACAAGUUCAUUUCUAGACAAAGUCCAUGAAGUUACCAAGCAAUUCUUUUCACUUCCAAUGGAUGAGAAGCGUAAAUACUCCAGAGAAGCCAACAACAUCGAAGGUUAUGGAAAUGAUAUCAUCUUUUCAGACCAUCAAAUACUUGAUUGGACUGACCGACUGAUUCUCAUGGUAAGCCCAGAAGACCAGCGAAAGUUCACAUUUUGGCCUAAUAAUCCCACAGAUUUCAGGGAUAUUUUACUCAAGUAUACAAUGGAGUUGAGCCUCAUAACUGAAGUCAUCCUCAAAGCCAUGGCAAAGUCACUAAAUUUGGAGGAUAACUGCUUUUUGGAGCAGAUGGGAGAACGAUCAACAAUGUUAACAAGAUUUAACUUAUAUCCUCCAUGUCCAAGGCCUGAUCUUGUUCUUGGCCUUAAACCACAUGCAGAUGGAUCAGCAAUCACCUUUGUUUUGCAAGACAAAGAGGUGGAAGGUCUCCAAUUCCUGAAAAACAACCAGUGGAUCAGAGUUCCAGUCAUUCCUCAGGCUCUUCUCAUAAAUAUAGGUGAUCAAGCAGAGAUAAUGAGUAAUGGAAUAUUCAAGAGCCCAGUGCACAGAGUAGUGACAAAUUCAGAAAGGGAGCGGAUUUCUGUGGCAGUGUUCUGUUCUCCAGACUCUGAUAUAGAGAUUGAACCAAUAGGCAGGUUGGUCAAUGACUCAAGGCCGAUACUAUACAAAAAGGUGAAGAAUUAUGCUGAUACUUAUUUCCAGUACUACCAGCAGGGAAAGAGAGCAAUUGAUGCAGUGAGAUUCUAGUUUUUGUACCAUUUUUCUCUUGUGGUUUGUAUUAAUAAAGAUCUGUUGGUCCAUUUAAAUAUUAAUGAAUAAAUAAAUGGAUAUAUUUCUAAUUAUUACAUAUUAUUUAUUUGGAUUAAAAUGGGUUGAUAAAUGAAAACAGGGGUGAGUUUCAAUUUGUUAUUUCCAGUACUACUAGCAGGGAAAGAGAGCAAUUGAUGCAGUGAGAUACUAGUUUUUGUACCUUUUUUCUCUUGUGGUUUGUAUUAAUAAAGAUCUGUUGGUCCAUUUAAAUAUUAAUGAAUAAAUAAAUGGAUAUAUUUCUAA